This is a messenger RNA of Gallus gallus (chicken), 2036 nucleotides long. It is a transcript of the gene GALE, whose product is annotated as UDP-galactose-4-epimerase. Gene Ontology annotation, cellular component: cytosol. The record is from RefSeq and is a predicted model, not a curated record. Bases 69 to 1253 code for a protein of 394 amino acids. The transcript has 10 exons. Lineage: Eukaryota; Metazoa; Chordata; Aves; Galliformes; Phasianidae. Gene Ontology annotation, biological process: beta-D-galactose catabolic process via UDP-galactose, Leloir pathway. Gene Ontology annotation, molecular function: UDP-glucose 4-epimerase activity.
UAAGAUACUUCUAAGUACUCGGAGUAAUAGACACAUUGUUUGAUCUAAACUAAUAAAGGUGUCGUUUAAUGACUCGAGACCACGGCCGUGCUAGUCUCGUUCCGCUCGCGGUGCCGUGCGGCCUCCCGCCGCCAGGGGGCGAUGCGCACCCCGGCGCCGCCUUGCCGCUCGCCCCGCCAAUGGCCGCAGCCGUUCAGGCGGAAGCUCCCGCCCCCGACGCCCCGUUUCCGGCCUGGCUGACACGUCCGCAGGUGUUUCGGCGCGCGUGGCAGCGGGGGCGGGAGGCCCCGCCCGGCCCGGCCUUAAAGGCGGGGCGGAUUUGGCCGGAAGGGCCCGGCGCGCUCCCCGAGAGCCUGCAGCGCGUGCAGCGCAUCGCGCAGACGCCCAUCGCCUUUCAGGAGCUCGACAUCACGGACGGGGCCGCGCUGCGGAAGCUCUUCAGCACGCACCGCUUCUCGGCUGUGAUGCACUUCGCGGGGCUGAAGGCAGUGGGUGAAUCUGUGCGGCGGCCAUUGGAGUACUACAAUGUGAACCUCACUGGCACCAUUCGGCUACUGGAGGCCAUGGAAGCAUACAGUGUAAGGAACAUCGUGUUCAGCAGCUCGGCCACUGUCUAUGGUGACCCACAGUACCUUCCCCUGGAUGAGAAGCACCCAGUCGGGGGCUGCACCAACCCCUAUGGCAAAUCUAAGUACUUCAUCGAGGAGAUGAUCCAGGACCUCUGCAAAGCAGAGAAGGGCUGGAAUGCCAUUCUCCUGCGCUAUUUUAAUCCCAUCGGUGCCCAUGAGUCUGGAAUGAUCGGAGAAGACCCUCAGGGCAUACCCAACAACCUCAUGCCCUACGUGGCACAGGUGGCAGUGGGGCGCCAGGAAUUUCUGAGUGUGUUUGGGAAUGACUAUGAGACAGCAGAUGGAACAGGUAUUAGGGAUUACAUCCAUGUUGUGGAUUUGGCCAAGGGACACAUCGCUGCUUUGAAGAAGCUCAAAGAGAACUGUGGCUGCAAGAUCUACAACCUGGGCACCGGCACAGGCUACUCUGUCCUGCAGAUGGUCCAGGCCAUGGAGAAAGCCUCAGGGAGGGAGAUCAAGUACAAGAUCACAGGCCGGCGGGAGGGAGAUGUGGCUGCCUGCUAUGCUAACCCAGAACUUGCUGAGCGUGAGCUGGGCUGGAAAGCUGCAUUUGGUCUGGACAAGAUGUGUGAGGACCUGUGGCGCUGGCAGCUGCAGAAUCCCACAGGAUACAGCAAGAACUGAGCCCAGGCCCAAGGGCUCGUUCUAUGGUACUGGGUUCAGGGGCCUGCCCCCCCCCUUGCCUCCGUGCUUCCUCAUCCUCACCCCACCAGGUUUUCUGCAUCUCACAGAACUGAGCCAAGGCCCAGCCUCACUACCCAGGGCACUAAAUCCACUCACAGAAAGGUCUGGGACCUGGAACAGGAGGGUGCUUGGUGGGGAUGCAUACUGCAGGAGAGGCUGUAUCCAGUGCUCAGACAUGGUCUUGGGUGCCUAAACUAUGGAGGAAAGUGCUCAUUCCUUACAGCCGCAGCCCUGGGCACCAAAAGGGGGAGGCCUGGGCAAGGAGCUGCCUUCCCCAUGCCUCCUGCAUGGUCCUAGGCCUUCCUCUCUUCCCCCACAAGACUACAGUCUUGAGGCCCACCAAGGACCAGCCCCUGCUGGCUGCCAGGGGCUCCUCUCCCUCCCCCUCCUCUCAGGUGGCUUUGGGGACCAAUUCUUGCCUGCUACGUGCUGCUGCGGUGCUGGAGGAGCCCCUGCCUGCAGCUGUGAGGGAUCUGGUGUCUGGUUCUGCUUCUACAGUGCCUGUGCAGCUGCUUCUGUAAUCACAUUCCUAAAGGUUGCUCAGGAGCAGGCUCUGCUUGGCUGUACACACUGAUCCUAUUUAUUACUGACAGCAAUACUGGCUCCCUUAGGAAAUGAUGACUCAGCUAGCCCAGUUUGCUGUCAGGUAGAUUAAUAACUUACACUACUAAAUUAUGAAUAGAGCUUUUGAUUUGUUUCUAAAUAAAUUUUCUUACUUUCUAA